AGGGAGCGCGGGAAAUCCCGAGUGCUGCUGGAAUCCCGCGGGCCGGUGGGACCAUGGCCACUUCUUCGGUGUCCAAGGGUUGUUUUGUGUUUAAGCCAAACUUCAAGAAGAGAAAGAUCUCUGUGCCAGUAGAGGACUAUUUUAAUAAAGGGAAAAAUGAGUCUGAGGACAGUAAGCUUCGAUUCGAAACUUAUCAGUUGAUAUGGCAGCAGAUGAAAUCUGAAACUGAGCAACUACAAGAGGAAUUAAAUAAGAACCUAUUCAGUAGUCUAAUUGAAUUUCUGCAACAGUCUUAUUCUGGAUUCCAUAAGAAUUCAAGAGACUGGGGCUGUCAAAUAAAACUCAGAGAAAUUCCAACUGCUGCUCUUAUUCUAGGUGUGAAUGUAACUGAUCAUGAUUUAACAUUCAGAAGUCUAACAGAAGCCCUUCAGAAUAAUGUCACUCCAUAUGUAGUCUCAUUGCAAGCUAAAGAUUGUCCAGAUAUGAAACAUUUUUUGCAAAAGCUGGUCUCAAAGUUGAUGAACUGCUGUGUAGAUGAGGAAUCCAAAGAGGAAAGUAUUCAGGUCACCCAGAAAAAGACAUUUUGUUCAAUGGAUUCUCUUUCCAGCUGGUAUAUGAGUGUCACACAGAAGACAGAUCCAAAACUGCCAAGGAAAAAGAGGACUUCGUCUAGCCAAUGGCAGUCUCCUCCUGUUGUGCUUAUCUUAAAGGAUUUGGAAAGCUUCACCACAAAAGUACUCCAGGACUUCAUAAUUAUCAGCAGUCAACAUCUACAUGAAUUUCCACUAAUACUCAUUUUUGGAAUUGCCACGUCUCCUAUUAUCAUCCAUCGGUUGCUUCCUCAUGCAGUAUCAUCUCUGUUGUGCAUAGAACUUUUCCAGUCUCUGUCCUGCAAGGAGCACCUGACUACGGUACUUGAUAAGCUACUUCUUACAACUCAGUUCCCCUUUAAACUAAGUGAAAAAGUGCUACAGAUUUUGACCAACAUCUUUUUGUAUCAUGAUUUCUCAAUUCAAAACUUUAUAAAAGGACUUCAGCUUUCUCUAUUAGAACAUUUCUACUCUCAGCCCCUCAGUGUCCUAUGCUGUAAUCUCUCGGAAGCCAAGAGAAGAAUAAAUUUUUUAUCAGAAAAUCAAUGUGAAAACAUCCGACGUCUUCCAUCAUUUAGGAGGCACGUGGAAAAGCAAGCUUCAGAAAAGCAAGUUGCACUAUUGACCAAUGAGAGAUUUUUGAAGGAGGAAAUACAAUCAUUACUAGAAAACUUACAUGUUUACCAUACAAAUUACUUCCUGGUUUUGAGAUGUCUUCAUCAGUUCACCUCUUCUCUUCCCAAGUACCCAUUGGGUCGACAGAUCAGAGAGCUGUACUGCACUUGUUUAGAAAAGAACAUAUGGGAUUCAGAGGAGUAUGCAUCAGCUUUGCAGCUGCUGAGGAUGUUGGCAAAGGAUGAACUGAUGACCAUACUUCAGAAAUGUUUCAAGGUUUUUAAGUCCUCUUCUGAAAAGCAGCUUGGGAGCACAGCAAAGAGGAUAGAGGAGUUUCUGGCCCAGUUUCAGAGUCUUGAUGCAGAAGCCAAAGAAGAAGAAGAUACUUCAGGGCUACAGUCAAAGGGGCUUCAGAAGACAGACCUUUAUCAUCUUCAGAAGUCCUUAUUGGAAAUGAAGGAAUUAAGAAGAACCAGUAAGAAGCAGACCAGGUUUGAAGCACUCAGAGAAAAAGUUGUCAACUUCAUUGACAGUCUGGUGAGAGAAUACCUUCUGCCUCCAGAGACACAGCCUCUGCACGAGGUGAUGUACUUCAGUGCCGCCCACACCCUGCGUGCGCACCUGAACGCUGCUCCCAGAAUCGCCCUCCACACUGCACUCAACAAUCCUUAUUAUUAUCUCAAGAAUGAAGCACUGAAAAGUGAAGAAGGCUGCAUUCCAAAUGUCGCCCCGGACAUCUGCAUAGCAUAUAAACUGCACCUCGAGUGUAGCAGGCUAAUCAACCUUGUGGACUGGUCAGAGGCUUUUGCAACAGUUGUGACAGCUGCUGAAAAAAUGGAUGCAAAUUCUAUAACCUCAGAAGAAAGGAAUGAAAUUAUCCACCUCCAGUGCUCGAUUUAUUAGAGCUGUUUCCGAACUAGAACUUUUAGGAUUUAUAAAACCUACCAAACAGAAGACUGACCAUGUGGCAAGGCUAACAUGGGGAGGCUGCUAGAAAGCAAAAAGGACACCAGUCAUAUUUAUAAACCACCAUGAGACUGUUGGCGAGAAAUGUAUAAUCCUUGUGUGAUGCUUCACCACAAAUAGACUGCUCACCACAAACAGGAACAUAUCAAAAUACCUUUGGAGUACUUUAGAAUCCAACAAAUGAUAUGCUUACAUUUUAACUAAAACCUCUCGCACAUUAUCACUGCAGUUUUCAGUCAUUUCUAAAUUAUAAAUGUUCUUGAGCACACAUAGUUUAUAAAUGUAAUAAAUUCCUUUAUCCAGGAGUAUAAAUUCUUUGCAGUUUGUUUAAUAGUACUCAUUACUGCUCCCUCAGUUUCUUGAACUGGCAUUCCUCCCUUUAGUAAAUUGUGUAGUAAGUAAAAUGAAUAUUCUACAGGUUUAUUUCUCCUAGUGACUAGAGGUUCUAAAACUGCCUCUGCUGUCCCAUUUCCUUUAGUCUGAAAAAAAUUUUAAAUCCCAAGCUCUUUGGCUUUAUGCUUAAAUACAGUAAAUAUUCUACUUUAGAAUGACCCAUCAUGGAGUUGUAGAGCCUGUAAGAUCUUUACAAAUCACAUCUCAAUCUUAGGAUAUCCAACUGAGGAAAGUAAAGUCCAAAUAGAAUGACAUCCGGAUCUCUUCCAUAACAAGAACUCAAGACAGUGAAACAAAGCUACCCCGAGUUCAUUAUUUAAUGUUCUACUCCCAUGAGAGUUCUGGGACAUAUCUUUAAGAGUAUUCACUUACCAAAAUUACCAUGAAGAUAACGACCACAAGGGGGAAAAAAUCAAAUUCAGUAGAAACUCGCUUGUUUCACAAACCUUAGUACGAACUAUGUAAUUAUAGGCCUUUUUUGUGUGUGCUGAAGUCAAUUUUAAUGUAGAAGUAAUUAAAUUUUAACAUAAAGACUUUUUUUUAAUGUUAUUUGAGAGAGAGCACACACUUGCACACAAGCGGGGAGAGGGGCACAGAGAGGGAGAAUCCUAAG
Molecule: messenger RNA, 3177 nt
Organism: Prionailurus viverrinus (fishing cat)
Lineage: Eukaryota; Metazoa; Chordata; Mammalia; Carnivora; Felidae
Gene: ORC3
Product: origin recognition complex subunit 3
Exons: 20
Coding region: 54-2108 (684 amino acids)
Biological process (GO): DNA replication initiation; DNA replication
Cellular component (GO): DNA replication preinitiation complex; nuclear origin of replication recognition complex; nuclear pre-replicative complex
Molecular function (GO): DNA replication origin binding
Source: RefSeq, a predicted model, not a curated record